This is a messenger RNA of Mercenaria mercenaria, 7201 nucleotides long. Its product is annotated as heat shock 70 kDa protein 12A-like. The transcript is spliced from 6 exons. Gene Ontology annotation, molecular function: ATP binding; ATP-dependent protein folding chaperone. Lineage: Eukaryota; Metazoa; Mollusca; Bivalvia; Venerida; Veneridae. The record is from RefSeq and is a predicted model, not a curated record. The coding region runs from base 223 to 1950 and encodes 575 amino acids.
ACCGGAAGAGGAAGUAGUGCACAUUGAUACAUAUCAUUCGCAUGUUAGAUACAUUGCAAUAUUUCAAUUUAAACGAUGAGAACUUUCUUGUAUAAAUUAAUUUUACACUUGAAUUAUACUAUUGUGUCUUUUGUAAUGGAUUAAAGUUAUUUAACGUUGUAAGUGAAGGUCAAACAGAAGUGAUAUAGGAAACUCAUGAUAAGCUAACGAUUUACAUAAGUCAUGUCUACUUCACUUUUGGUAGCAGCUAUAGACUUCGGGACAACGUUUUCAAGUUGGGGAUUCUCAUUUAAGCAUGAAUUUGAUUUGGAACCAACUAAGGUUACAGCAAAACACUGGGCAGGACUGCAGUCUGCUGUAUCUUUAAAAGGACCCACGACAAUAUUGAUCAAACCUGACGGGCAAACUAUAGAUUCUUUCGGAUUUGAUGCUGAAACUAAGUAUGCCGAACUCGCAGACGAACAACAACACAAAGAAUGGUACUUUUUCAAGACGUUCAAGAUGCAACUUUUUGGCAAAAUUGGACUUCAGAGAGAUUUUACAAUAGAAGACGCUACGGGUAAAUCUCUUCAGGCGAAAAACGUUUUCUCACUGUCAAUAAGAUACCUAAAAGAUGACCUGCUAGAUAUGGUAAAGAGACAGGUUCUUGACGAAUAUUUAACGGAAAGUGACAUUCACUGGGUAUUGACAGUGCCUGCCAUAUGGAAUGAUGCAGCUAAACAGUUUAUGAGAGAAGCUGCCGAAGAGGCAGGAAUAAAGAAAGAACAUCUGAUGAUUGCACUUGAGCCCGAGGCUGCCUCUCUCUAUUGUAGAUUACUUCCAACGGCACGAAACCAGGACUCCCUCGUAAAAUUACAACCAGGAAGCAAGUAUCUCAUACUAGAUGCUGGAGGGGGAACAGUAGAUAUAACAGUUCAUGAAAUUACGCAACAUCAUGACCUUAAGGAAAUCUACAAAGCAAAUGGCGGUGACUGGGGUGGCACAAACGUUGACCAAGCAUUCGAAGAAUUCCUUUCUGAAAUUACAGGUACGGGUGUAAUGGACAGUUUUAAAGAAAAAAUCAUAGAAGAGUACCUUGAUCUAAUGAGGGGGUUUGAGGUAAAGAAAAGAGAGAUUCGAGCUGAUAAACAGAUGGUCAUGAAAAUACCCGUAGCAUUAUUUGACCUGGCAGAAGAGCUGACGGGGAAAAGGGUUAGUAAUACACUAUCCAAUUCGAGAUACCAGGGAAAGGUGCAACUGACCGGAGACAAACUUAAACUUCAUCCAGACGUAUUGGCAGAAUUUUUCAAACAUUCUUUGCAAAAUAUAACUGAUCAUCUCGAAACACUCUUUGAAAAGCCGGAGGUAGAAGACUGCGAAGCUUUACUGAUGGUAGGAGGUUACUCCGAGUCGCAUGUUUUACAACACAGCAUCAAAAAUAAGUUUCCCACAAAGAAAAUUGUUGUACCAGCUGAUGCAGGGCUUGCUGUGCUGAAAGGUGCGGUAAUAUUUGGACAUAAUCCAACUCUUAUUGCACAGCGUGUUUGCAAAUACACAUAUGGCAAUCAAGUUGCACAUGAAUACAGCCAGAGCUGCAGUCACAAACCUAGCAGAAAAUUAUAUGAAAAUGGCAUAUGCCACUGUAAUGAUAUAUUCUAUGCGCAUGUUCGUGCUGGAGACGUCAUAAAACUUGGUUCUGAGCAAGAUGAACAAACUUUUUGUCCAAUUUACCCGUUACAAACUAGUAUAUGGUUUGACCUUUAUUGUACAGAAAAACGUUAUCCUGAGCUGGUAACAGACCCGGGUUGCGUGAAGUUAGGAAGUGUUACAAUUCCAAUGUCAGAUACAACAGGUGGCUGUACUCGAAUGGUCGGAGUGAGUUUUCUGUUUGAUGGAACAGAAAUAGAAGUCAAGGCAAGAGAUGUAACGAAAGGUACAGAAAGAAAAGUGACAGUUACGUUCAUGGGGUAAUGACUGUUGCAAACGGUAGACUUGAAAAUGACCUUGACGGGUCAUUUACUUUUGUUAACAGUCAAGGACCAAGUACCAUAGAUUAUUUGCUAUUAAAUGACCAACACUUUUAUGGCAUUGAUAACUUCCAUGUCGAACCAUUAUGUGAUGGUCAGAUCAUUGUGCAUUGGCAUUUACCAUUUUAUGUAAUUAUGUCACACAAGCUGAAAAAUCUCCUUAUGAUAAAACGACUAUUAAAAUCGUCAGAGGAUACCAAAGCUGCCUUUAGGAGAAAUCUAAGAGCGCCGAUUUUAAAUAAUGUUGUUAUAAUGAAUAAUAGAAGUAUAGUGACAACGAAACUAUAAACUGCUGUAUUAACCGAUUUACAGGGGUAAUAAAUGAUUCUGCAAAGCCACUAUUCUGUAAGGUAACUACUGUCGACCCAUAUAAAUAUACAAAAAGAGUGAACGUUUUGAUAACGAUUGCCGUCAAGAAAAAUGUUCAUAUUUUGAUGCUCUUACAUUAUUUAAUAGAAUCAAAACAGAUGAAAACAGGUUAAAUAUGCUUAAGCUGAAAUCGGUUUAGUCAAAACGGUGAGAAAAAGUUUGAAUAUGGAAAAGUAAAAGAAUUAGAAAAAUUACGUCAUUCAAAACCAAAGGAUAUUUGGAGACUGUUUCGCAAAAUUAACAAGAAAUCAAACAGUUCCAUUUCUGUAGAUGAUUUUUAAAAAUAUUUUCAGGAUUACAAAAUGAUAUGCAACAUGUUGUUAAUAAUGAAGCUGAGCACUUUUAUUCGGAAACUAAUUUCGAAGAUAAUGUCUGUAGAUUUGAGGAAUUAGAUAGUCCAAUUACUGUAUUGAAGUUGUAUAUGUUAUUAAAAGUUUAAAGAGAAGUAAGAUCAUCUUGGUAAUGAUAAUCUGAUACACUGCCAUCGCAUUUAGUUGAUAUAUUUAAUAUUGUAUUGAAUUCUGGACAUUUUCCUGUGGAGUGGUCGAGGGGUAUAAUUGUGUCUGUAUUUAAAAAGAACGAUUCAUGCAAUGUUCAGAAUUACAGAGGCGUGACGCUUGUGAGUUGUUUACCAAAAAUACUCACUGGAAUUUCAAAUAAGCGAGUUAGCAACUGGGUAGUAAAUAAUAAUAUUUUAAGCGAUGCGCAGUUCGGAUUUCGCAAGAGUCGCCCCGUAUUGUUGUAUGAUAGAUAUGAAAAGGGCAUUUGACUCUGUAUAUUUAAAUGGUCUUUGGACAAAGUUGUUUAAAUUAGGCAUUGAUGGAAAAUUACUAAAAUUGUUAGAGAAAUGUAUUCGCAAGUAAAGGAUUGUGUUAAAGGUUGAAACUGCUAUUCUGGAUAUUUUGAAUGUGCUGUAGGAUUAAAACAAGGGGAGGUAAUGUCCCCUUUGCUAUUUUCAUUAAUAUUUGUUGGUGAUCUUGAACUAUUUUUACAACAAAACCCUGACAGUAGCUUAAGCUUAGAUGUUAUCACAUUUAUGCUUAUUUUAUUUGCAGAUGACGUGGUUAUUUUAGGAGAUAUUGUGGUCAAAAUGAUUUACAAAAUAAUCUAGAACUUUUAAUAAAUCAAUAAAUGGGGACUUGAAGUAAAUACUCUAAAGACAAAGAUUAUGGUUUUUAGAAAGCGAUGUCCAGUUAAAAAAUAUUGAAAAGUGGUAUUACAACAAUCAGGGACUGGAUAUUGUUGAUAAUUUCAAUUACCUUGGGAUAGUUUUAAUUACAAGGGUACAAGAAACCUUUGCGUAAAGGGCUUAAAGCUUUAAAUGUUUUAAAGCUGCGUUCCACAAUCAAAUUAAAUUAUGUUAUAGGAAAAAAAUCUACUUGUACGUGGUCAAAUAAUUCUGGUUUCAAAAGUGAAACAUUGAUAAUUGUUAAAUUCAGCGUACUUGAAAUAUUUCAAUGGUAAACUAUUUACUGUCGUCGAUAACACUUAGGUGGAAGGGGAGCAGUUUCGAAUUAUGGCCCCGGUCGAUUUUUUAAAUAUUUAGGGUAGCUUUGUUCAAAUUGUAUUAAUAUUAAUGUUUUAAUUAUUGAAAGUUUAUUCUGAAAGAAAUCAAUGUUUACAUGCAUGAAGCUAUAAAUAGCAGAUGCGAAUAUUUUGCUACACCUAGAUCCAUAAAUUUUGUGAGUCAUUAUUUAUGGAGGCAUAUUUGAACGAAUCAGGUGUUUUCUACAGCAAAAUGGACAGCAAGUAUCUUAGACCUGCCAAGGAACAUUUUUUAAAUUCUAUAUAUGUAUUUUGACCUGUCAAGGAACAUUUUUUAAAUUCUAUAUAUAUCUAACAUUUAAAAUAUGUGCUAUAAUUUGUUCAGAUAGAGAGUCUAGUCAUUUAAAUGUUUGUUUUUACAUGUGCUUUAAAGAAUUUUAGUAUAGUCUAGUCAUAUCCUAGUCAUUUUAAUGUUUCACGGUAAUUCAGAAUAAUUCUCAUUUUUCCUGUGUCACACCAUACUACAUCUCAAGGACCACAAUGGAAAUAAGUGUUUAUUAAAACUCUUUUUUGUGUUAUCCUUGACAUGUAAUGCGGAUUGACAUGGCUAUAUUAAUUCAUACGUUGUUUGUUGUAUGUAUUGAUGUCAUACUUGCCAUGUAAUUGAACAUUUUAUGUUGAAAUAAAUCUAUCUAUCUAUCUAUCUAUCUAUCUAUUCUCCUGAAACUUGGUGGUUGACAGACACUUUGCUUAGCAGGACUUUAAUUGUAUGAAAGUUUACAAACGAGUGAAUGGCAUGUGUUGAAAGUAAGGAAAAAAUGCUCAAAUUUUCUUGAUUUUAAUAGGGGUUAGUGGUAGGCUGUAAUGUGUACUCUUUUGAAAGUUGACCACAUGGAUUAAAAUUAAUGCUUUCAUUUUGAAGCUUACCUUAGUGCCAUAUCACAAUGUAAAGCAGAAGUACUUUUUUUGUACUGAUAACUUAUAAAGAAAAAUUGUUGCGAAUCGUGGACUUGCUUAAAAUCUAGCAAAAACACUUAAGGUGGCACUGGGGAGCAGUUUCGAAUUAUGACCCCGGUCGAAUUUUUAAAUAUUUAGGGUAGCUUUGUUCAAAGUGUAUUAAUAUUAAUGUUUUAAUUGUUAAAAAGUUAUUCUAAAAGAAAUCAAUGUGUACACGCAUGAAGCUAUAAAUAGCAGAUGCGAAUAUUUUGCUACACCUAGAUCCAUAAAUUUCGUGAGUCAUUAUUUAUGAAGGCAGAUUUGAAAGAAUUAGGUUUUUUCUUCAGCAAAAUGGACAGUGAGAGUCUUUGACCUGCUUUUUCUCCUGCAAUUUGGUGGUUGACAGACACUUUGCUUAAGCACCGUUAACCUCGGCGCAUGCGCUUACAUAAUUCAUCAUUCAGCGGCGUCAGUAUCAUAUUUCAGACUUUUUCACACAAUAUGGAAAACAGUUUGUGCUACGUAAACCAAGACAUACAUACUACGGUCAAUUUAUCUGACCGAAAUCUCUGAACUACUGCUCAAAGUCGCCUAUGAUGAUUGUUUACAUCCGGGUAUUUUUUGACGUACUGAAAAUUCUGGAAAGUCUGAAACCAUAAAGAAAAUAUAGACAAAUGAUAAGAUUGCUUGCGGUUCUAUGGAAAUUAGCUUUAAUGAAAAAUGUUAAAGGUUUAAGUUUAAAAUCCAGUGUUAUAUGUUAGUUAUAUGAUGCUUUUGUUGGUUCUACUCUUAGUUAUGGUUGUGAUAUCUGGGGGUUUUGAAAAUCUGAAAUUGAACGUACUAAUUCACCUUAAGUUCUGCAAAUCUUUAUUGAAUGUUAAAACACCGACAAGCAAUAUAGGUGUAUAUGGAGAACUAGGGCGAUACCCUUUAUAUAUAAAUAUAUAUACUAUGUACGAAUAAUCAAAUACUGGGGUAAAUUGUUUCAUCUACCAGUAUAUUAUUAGUUAAAUUGUAUGAAUGUUUUCUUGUUAGUAAAAUUAAUAAAAACAAUUGGGCUUAUCAGGUGAAAUGUCCUUUAGAUGAUUUUGGCUUUUCCUACGUAUGGAACACAAGGGCAAGACCAUUCUACCUUAUUGACAUUCCAUAUACCCACGUUUAAGUGCCCAGGGGGCGUAACAUUUUGCGUUUAUUUCUGUACCAAAAUACAAAAAAAAACUAGAAUUUUGGAAAAGAACUAUGUAGUUUUCUACUACCUAAAAAUGUCUAGUCCGCUAUUUCCAAAGUAUUUACACUAGCAUACAUGUAAGUUGUUAAAUCCUACAACAAAGUAAAUCCGUUACCACUUUCAGUUGAGUAAAUACGGCAAUUAAGAGUAAAUAUGGCAAUUAAGAAACACUGGCUACAUUGACCCGGUCAAUCAAUGUUCACGUGUAGUAUACCAUUCGAUGCCUGAAUUUGUUGCGCACACUUAGAGGGUCGCAAUGGGGUUUGUUUUCACAUCUUGACCAUGUAUUCGAAGGUAACGACAUAUGUUAACCUUUGUGACAAAUAAGAUGUUUGGCAUGUUUCAAUAAACCCUUUUCCAUCCUCGGGUUUAGUAAUACAUGUAUGUAAUCCGUGGAGCGCGUUCAGUCAGAGUCGCUUCAAUUAGGAAAGAAUGAUUUUAACGUCAGAGGUUAUUUCUAAGGUCACGGAGUUUGAUUGGCCAGCUUUCUAGGUCAGCUGCUCAGUCAAGUGUGACUUACCAACUUCUGAAGAGAAGGAACAAUUAUCAGUGUUGCAUUUGAACCCUCUGUAUUGUUUUGAAAGGUGUUACAUUACAAGGAAACGAAUUCAUAUAAGUGAAGACUUGUUUUCGAAUCCUAUGUAUCAUUUGCUUAUAUGUAUCUAAUUGUAUGUAUGCAUGUACUCGUAUAUACUCAUUGUAAUCGAAAUAAAUACUGUUCAAACCAAAUGUGUUACAUCACGAUACUAAUCUUUGUCUCUUCUCAUUGUUAAGCAAUCAUUGCCCUGAUAUAUAUCAAGUGUCCAUUACUGUCGCCAUAUAUGCAUAUGUAUGUAUUUGCCACAUGGGUCAAUGAUAAAUAAAAUCUUUGAAUAAAAAUCUUUGCAUUAAUACUGAGAACAUCUUUAUUGUAAAUAGUGGUAUACUUUUAGCUCUACGUUUCUAAAUGAUACUUCCGUGUAUAGUUGUUCAUCCUCCAUAACAAUCUAUGUUUCAUGGAAAAAAAAAAACAAACAAUUAUUUCAUUCAAACAUGCUUACUCGUAUAUAUUUGUAUAAAAUCACAUGACAAUAUUUAAAUGUAUAUGUUUUGUAUAUAUUUCAUGACAAAAAUAAACUGUACAGUUUACGUCAAUAAAAUAUUUGAUUACUAAAUAUUACAGUGUGUAAAAGUUCAU